AUGGAAAACAUCCUGAGCAAAGUGGACAAAAUCGAGCCGUUCGACGCGAAGGUGAAGGAAGAAUACAACCAGUUCAAGUAUGACGUAACAAAGCAAGCGAUAGAAUCCCUUAGAGAGAGAAUUCCUAAAAGGAUAAUUUACUUCAACACACUGGUCAACGUAAAUGCAGAGCCAGGUUCUAUCCUAGAUGUAAGUGACCUAGAUACAAAUACAUAUAAAUAUACAACUAAUCACACAGAGGAAAAUAUACGGAAGAAACAUAAGACAAACGAUCACGAUGUUAUUGAAAAAAAAAAAGAUUCAAUAGAUAUCAAUAUCAAAAAUGAUACCAAUUAUGAAGAAAAAAAAAUAGUAAUAGAUGAAAAUGUUAUCUAUACUCACUACGUUCCUUCACACAAACAAAUAAGUAAUAUAAAAUUAUGGAUUCAAUUAAAUGUACCCAGAAUUGAAGAUGGAAAUAAUUUUGGAGUUGGGAUUCAAGAGGAAGCUAUACAGGAGCUUGCUAGGGUUGAAGAGAGUGCUUUUAAUUUAUAUGAUGCUAUUGUGAAGUAUUAUAUGGAUAGAGCAAAAUUAUCAACGAAAGUUAUUAAAUAUCCCAAUGUAUAUGACUAUCAGGAAGCUGUUCGAGAGUUAGACAAGAAAGAAUGGAUUCACAUCAAAAUUACCAUUAUUGAUAUGCGCAACAAUUAUAUUAUGCUUUACGAUUUGUUGUGUAAGAAUUGGGAGAAGGUCGUCAAGCCGAAAAAUGAAGAUGCUCAUCAUAGGAUGACUUUCUAG
Plasmodium cynomolgi strain B is the source of this 777-nucleotide messenger RNA. RefSeq names its product proteasome activator complex subunit 3. Gene Ontology annotation, cellular component: proteasome activator complex; cytoplasm; nucleoplasm. The transcript is spliced from 2 exons. NCBI's taxonomy places the organism in Eukaryota, Apicomplexa, Aconoidasida, Haemosporida, Plasmodiidae. Gene Ontology annotation, molecular function: endopeptidase activator activity. The coding region runs from base 1 to 777 and encodes 258 amino acids. Gene Ontology annotation, biological process: regulation of G1/S transition of mitotic cell cycle; regulation of proteasomal protein catabolic process; positive regulation of endopeptidase activity. The record is from RefSeq and is a predicted model, not a curated record.